Messenger RNA from Ochlerotatus camptorhynchus, 2640 nucleotides. RefSeq lists its product as uncharacterized. Bases 1 to 2640 code for a protein of 879 amino acids. Lineage: Eukaryota; Metazoa; Arthropoda; Insecta; Diptera; Culicidae. Gene Ontology annotation, molecular function: nucleic acid binding. The transcript has a single exon. The record is from RefSeq and is a predicted model, not a curated record. Gene Ontology annotation, biological process: DNA integration.
AUGGCAGCCAAGCGUUUCGAAUGUCUGGCGCGCAAGAUGGUUCGAGAUCCAGCACUGGCAGCCAACCUGAAGAAGCACAUUGCGGAGUACUUGCUUAAAGGCUAUGCGCAUCGCGCUACGGAAGAGGAACUAGAACGAGCUGAUCCGAGGCGCGUAUGGUAUCUACCGUUGGGUACAGUAACAAAUGCAAGGAAACCCGGUAAAGUCCGUCUAGUGUGCGAUGCGGCAGCUACAGUCGAUGGAAUAUCACUGAAUUCCAUGCUGCUUAAAGGUCCAGACCAGCUUACGUCGCUUCCGGCCGUGCUACUUCGUUUCCGGCAGUAUAUGGUGGGAGUUUCUGCAGACAUUAGAGAAAUGUUCCAUCAGCUGUUGAUUCAAGAGUCAGAUCGUCAUGCUUUACGAUUCCUAUUUCGGAGUGAUCCAUCGGAACAAUUGGAAAUCUAUAUAAUGGACGUGGUGACCUUCGGAGUCACCUGUUCACCAGCGUCGGCGCAGUAUGUAAAGAACACAAACGCUGCAGAAUUUGCUGAUGUCUUUCCACGGGCGGUUGAAGCUAUUUUGAAGAAUCACUAUGUGGAUGACUUUCUCGAUAGUUUCGAGAGCGUUUAUGUUUCCCAAGAAGUGAGAACCAUACACCAAAAACGAGGUUUCCAUCUCAGAAACUGGCUAUCAAACAACGCUAUAGUGCUAAACGAACUGAAGGAAGAGGAAACUUUGGGAACCAAGAUCCUCUGCGUGAGUCCAACAGACGGAUGCGACCGAGUAUUACGAAUGCUGUGGCUCACGGAUGAAGAUGAGCUGCGGUUUUCGAUGAAAAUGAAGGAUGAAGUUCAGGAGGUAAUUUGUAGAGGUGAUCGGCCGACUAAACGGCAGAUGCUGAAAUGUCUGAUGGGGAUCUUCGAUCCAUUGGGACUUCUGAGCGUGUUCCUCAUUCACGGCAAAAUACUUCUUCAGGAUGAAUGGCGAGCUGACCUGCAGUGGGACGAAAAGUUGCCGGAAGCAAUAUUCGACCGAUGGAUCAGGUGGACUGGACUGUUUCGUAAGAUUGGUGACUUACGAAUCCCUCGCUGUUACUUCAAGAAAGCGACCACGCAAACAUACGAUCAACUUCAACUUCACAUCUUCGUUGAUGCAAGCGAAGCUGCAUUCUCCGCUGUAGCUUACUUUAGAGUGGUCAACGCUGAAUGCUCAAUAGUUGCUGCCAAGACGAAGGUCGCACCGCUCAAGCCACUCUCAAUUCCACGCUUGGAACUACAAGCAGCAGUCCUGGGAAGUCGCUUGAUGUCUUUUGUACAGGAGGGUCACAGCGUCGAGGUGAAGCGACGAUUUCUGUGGAGUGAUUCCGCGACUGUAUUGGCUUGGCUGCGAGCUGACCACCGCCGCUACAAACAAUACGUAGCGUGUCGGAUUGGAGAGCUACUAUCAAAAACGGACAUAGCAGAAUGGCGAUGGGUCCCCAGCAAACUCAACCCUGCGGAUGCGGCGACAAAAUGGGGAAAGAACUCGUGUCCUGAAGUCACUGACGAGUGGUUCAGAGGCCCGGAAUACCUUCGUCUCCCUGAGAACGAAUGGCCGAAGCAAACCAAGGAACUGGUGCAACCAAAAGAAGAACUACGGCCCUGUUUUGUGAUACAAGGUAUAACAAUUCCAGCUACCAUAGUAGAUUUCUGUCGAUUUUCGAGGUGGAGCCGGCUAUUAGGAACAGUUGCGUACGUGCACCGUUUUGUGGACAAUUGCAGGCGUAGAAGACGAGGAGAAGAAACACAAUCAUCGUAUCUGAGCCAGGAUGAGCUGAAGAAAGCGAAGAACACAUUGAUGCAAAUGGUGCAGUGGGAGGAGUAUCCUGAGGAGAUGAACUUGAUACUGGGAAGAAAAAUGGAGCUACACAAAACGAGCGCCUUGUACCAGUUGACGCCAACAGUGGAUCAAUACGGAGUUCUACGGGUCGGUGGAAGAACUGGAGCUGCGCCACAUACUACGUUUGAUGCCAAGUUUCCAGUAAUUCUCCCGAGGAAACAUCCAGUAACCAGUUUGAUUGUGGAUGAUUUUCACCGAGCUUUUCGCCACAGGAACUCCGAAGCAUUGUGUAAUGAAGUUCGCCAAUUCUACUAUAUCUCUCGGCUGAGGACGGUAGUGAAGCAAGUAGCGGUUGCUUGUCAAUGGUGCAAGUUGGCGAAGGCAAAACCGAAGGUACCGCAAAUGGCACCACUCCCUAUGGCUCGCCUGUCGUCCUUUACCCGACCGUUCACGUACGUUGGAAUUGAUCUGUUCGUCCCGCUGUCUGUGAAGGUAGGAAGGACUACUGCAAAACGCUGGAUCUGCUUGUUCACCUGCUUGACAACUCGUGCUGUCCAUGUGGAGGUUGUAUACAGCCUUUCCACACCGUCCUGCGUGAAGUGCAUUCGCCGUUUCGUUUGCCGCCUUGGAACGCCAGCGGAGAUUUAUACAGAUAACGGCACCAAUUUCCAGGGUGCAGAGAAUCUGUUACGAAAGCAGAUUAAGGAAAUUCACGACGGACUGGCAGCAACUUUCACAAACACAGAUACCAAAUGGAUCUUCAUACCACCAGGAGCACCUCACAUGGGCGGUGCUUGGGAAAGAAUGGUGCGAUCGAUAAAGACGGCCAUGCAGACCGCUUAA